AUGGCAACAAACUCGUCGUUUUCUCAAAAAGUACUCAAGUGCCGUGGCCGUGCUUGUGCCAAAUGUGGUUACUGCCGCGAUUGGUACUGGAGUCCUCAGGGUAAGACGAAGAGUUAUACAAAGCGUCUUGAUGCCAACUGCACGGCUAGUUAUUGUUAUGGUCGUUCUGGUUAUGGCCCUGGUUGUGGUGGCUGUUGUCUUUGUAUUCUUGCUCGUUUUUGGUGUGUUAAUUGUUGUGUUCAUCAAUAUUAUGGUGGUGAUGGUUAUGGCCAUGGUGCUGGUCUUCCUCUGGAUGGUUAUCUUACUGGUGGUAUUAAUCAUCACAUUGAAAAGCUUGCUGGUGUUGAUUUUGAUGCACGUCAUAAUCGUAAUGUUAAUGCUGGAGUUGCUGAUAUUUUUCUUGGCGGUGCUGCUAGUUUUGCUUCUGGUAUUGCUGAUUUGAGUGAUGGUACUUUAAAGGCUCGUAUUGCUCUUGCUCGUACUCAUCAUGAUGAUGGUCGUUUGUGUGAGUGCAAUGAGAACCAGCAGUAA
Molecule: messenger RNA, 531 nt
Organism: Rotaria socialis
Lineage: Eukaryota; Metazoa; Rotifera; Eurotatoria; Philodinida; Philodinidae
Source: the annotation of a GenBank genome assembly